AUGGAAGAAAAAAAAAUAGUACGUUCAAUUCGUAACAUCAAUUACAAAAAUGAUACAAAGGACAAACGAAAUGUAUUAGAUGUUUAUUAUUCAAGUAAAGAUUCACUACGAGAUGUUCUUAUAUUUGUUCAUGGUGGUAAAUGGAAAAGUGGUCAUAAAAAUAGAUAUAAAUAUCUUGGACGAAAUUUUGUUCGUAAAGGUUUAGUCACUGUAAUUAUUAAUUACAGUUUAGCAUCUAAUCAAAUAGAGAGAAUGGCUCAAGAUUGUACUGCAGCUGUCAUAUGGGUAUAUCAAUAUAUAUCUAAUUAUGGUGGUGAUCCAAAUCGAAUAUUUCUUAUGGGUCAUUCAAGCGGAGGACAUUUAAUAGAAUUUAUUAAUUCGAAUACUCGAUUCUUCAAUCAAUAUAAUAUUAAAAAUCCAAUUUAUGGUAUUAUUUUACUCGAUGCAUUUGGACUUGAUAUGUAUGAAUAUUUAGAUCAAGCAACAUCGAAAAAUAAUAAAGAUUAUGAUACAUUUAUACAAGUGUUUUCUAACGAUCGACAAAAAUGGUUUGAAAUAUGA
Molecule: messenger RNA, 561 nt
Organism: Rotaria sordida
Lineage: Eukaryota; Metazoa; Rotifera; Eurotatoria; Philodinida; Philodinidae
Source: the annotation of a GenBank genome assembly